ACAAGCAAAAUACUAUAGCAUCAUGUUCAGAAAUACCGUACUUAGAUCAUUGAGAGCACCAGUGCUCGCCCGUGUCCAACCAAUAGUUAGACCAAGUUUAAUCAGACCAAUGCCAACCAUAACAAUGAUUAGAUCAUACGCUGCCUUUCCUGCAUUAACUCGUGAGUUAGCCAAGGAAAGAAUCUUGGAAUUGUUAGAAGGAUACGACAAGACAAUUCUUCCAAAGGAAGGUGAUAUUAGUGAAGAUGCUAGCUUUGUAAAUGACUUAGGUUUGGAUUCUUUAGAUGUUGUUGAAAUUGUUAUUGAAUUAGAACAUGAAUUCAAUAUUCAAAUUCCUGAUAAUGAAGCUGACAGUUUGAAGACUGUUGGUCAAACUAUUGAUUUCAUCAUGGCUCAACCUGAUGCUGUUUAAAACUGCCUGAUGUAUAGUUCCGGAGUAUCCUUUUGAGUAGAGGUACGGCACUUAUAGAAUUCUAUGUAUUUAUUAAUGAAUUACUCG
Molecule: messenger RNA, 499 nt
Organism: Spathaspora passalidarum NRRL Y-27907
Lineage: Eukaryota; Fungi; Ascomycota; Pichiomycetes; Serinales; Debaryomycetaceae
Gene: ACP1
Product: Acp1p
Exons: 1
Coding region: 23-412 (129 amino acids)
Biological process (GO): fatty acid biosynthetic process
Cellular component (GO): mitochondrion
Molecular function (GO): acyl binding; acyl carrier activity
Source: RefSeq, a predicted model, not a curated record